UUCUGGACCAGAGUUUUGUAUUGCCUUUGGUCGGACUUUUGCCCAAACCCCAGUGUCCGAUUACAAUUUCCACGUUAGCGUUUUUAAAUUCGCGUUGGAGAUAGGACUUGGUUGAUAGAUGUUAUUUAGGCAACGCUAGCUUGCUGCUUACAAUGGCUAACUGUAUGGUUUUCCACACUCAAAUAGCCUCCGUCAUGGAGGUGCUAGCGAAUGCAGCCGUGUCAGAGAUCUGUAAACUCGUAGACGACGACUAUGCAGUGUUUCGUUUGGAAAUUUCUCAAAGCCAGAAAGAAAACAGGACAUUGCGGAGGAAACUACAGCUACUGGAACUGAAGAUGGCACGGGAGCGCGCAGAGAGGACAAUGCGAGAGCGCGUCCUCGCAAGUCGUCCAAGAAGUGUCAAGAUUCUCGACCAGUACAGAGGAAUAGCAAGAGGUGAAGGACAUCUCACUGGAGGCCACAGAAGCUUUGUGAAGCCAGCUGGACACAAUACAUGGAGAGAUGACCAACCAAUCACAGUUGAUGAAGGGAGUGGAACCUCAACCCAGCACAUUAUCAUAAUAGAGUCUGCAGAUGCAGAGGCUGCAGGUCCUGGGGUUAAGCAGGAGAUGGCUGAAGGAGAAGAGGACCCACGGCACAGCAGAGACAGCCAGACUGCAGCGGCUGGAGCGCCCCCUGUAACCACGGAGGACCCCACCACCGCCCCAGCGCAGCCCAGCAGCAUCACGGAGGAGGAUGAGGGUCCAGAGGUGCUGCUAGUGAAGGAGGAGGGGUGUGAGGAGGGUCUGGGGGACACUGAGGGGACCAUAGUCAUGGAGGACAACCAGACUACACCUCCUCCUGAACCCACAGAUGAACCAGCUGAGCAGCACAGGACCACACACAAUCUCACUGAGUCAGUAGACAUGGAGGAUGGGAAGCCUGAUCUGCUGCUGGUCAAAGAGGAGACAAUAGAAGAUGGACCAGAGAGUGUUGAUCUGCUGAGUGGACUAAAGGUGGGGGAGCAAGGUGGUUGGCUGGAGGCUAACAGAGGAAACUGGGCGACGAUCUUGGAUUCUAAGACAGGUGCAGCCAGGGGCCCGGUGGACAACAUCACCGAGCAGGCCAGGGCCACAGGCGACAUAGUGGAUGUUAGUGGAAGGGACAGCAUCCUCAACUCUGGGCUGGUGAACAACACUGUUAACCAAAACCAGAAACAGACAGUCGAACACAAAACAACAACCGAUCAUAGUCUCCAUGACAACAGACUGGCUGAGACCAGGGUGAGGAUUAGAUUUGGUCUGCGGGGACAGGGAGGUGUCCAUAUGCGGCAAGAGAGAACAGACACAGACUUGGCUAGCGAUGCUCCAUCCUGCUCCUAUAGUUGUGAUUCAGAGAGACAGAUGGUGCCUCAGGUUAACCCUCCAACAGGUGCUGCCUUCAGCCUGCCUUCUAUAGGAUCUAUCAACAGGAACAUGGACCCUGCCACAACACAGACACUCCCUGGCAUUCGACCUCCUCACACUCCCCUUAUGUUAAACCAGACCUCAGACAAUUCCAGUGCCUCAACACUAAAUAGCUACACAAGCCCAUGGACAAAUGACAUUAGUUGUGACACUAUCAGCAGAUCUGGUGGCAAAGAGAAGCGCUUCCCAUGUUUGUUCUGUGGGAAAGUCUUCAGUUUCCCCAAACAGGUGGAGAUCCACCAGAGGAUGCACACGGGGGAGAAACCUUUCGGCUGCCACCUGUGCCGGGCCAGUUUCUCACACUCGUCCAGCCUGAAGAGGCACCAGAGGGUCCACACAGGGGAGAAACCCUACAGCUGUCCGCAGUGUGAGAAGAGGUUUUCCCACCAGCACCAGCUGAAGAGGCACCUGAAGGUCCACACGGGAGAGAGGCCAUUCACCUGUACGCACUGCGGGAAGAGGUUCUCAGAGGGGAGAUACCUCAGGACACACCAGCAGAAAAUGCACACGGCCCAUGUAUAGAGUACAGUGACAUGUAAUGUAAUACUAGUUUGUUUGUAGUUAAUUCUGUUGGUUUUGGAUGCAGUAGGGAACUAUAUGAAGUGAACUGAGGAAAGAAUGAGUAUGAUGAGGCAGAGUAGAUGAUAUGGUGAUGGAUGGUGUCUGUAAAAAUGCUUCACUGAUGAAAAGUGACAACCUUGACCUGUUGUUUGAUGCUGUUUUUUAUAAUGAGGAAAUGUUAGUGCCUUAAUUCAUGUUUACCUGACUAAGUAUUGAACACAUUUAUUUUGGUUAUUGAACUACAGAAGGUAUAGUGGAUUUACAUCUGAUAAUGGAAUUACAACUUGGGUCCCUGAUCUAUACUAUACAGAAAUGUAUAAUUAUCGCUAUGAAUAUCAUUUGCUUCGUGGUGAGGUACACAAAGGUAGAGAAAUAUGUAAUAUCUGUAUUUUGCAUAUUUGGGUAUUAUUCUACACACUGGCUAUUAUUGUAAUGAGCUCCGCCACCCCAAACAAAAUCUUGUUUCACAAGUUUGGACAUCACAGAAGAGAACCGUACAGGACAGUAGAGUACAUUGUACUGUCUCUACUGUACUGUACAAUACUUUACUGUUCUGUACUUUACUGUUGUUACAGGCUUUGGUUUUUCAUUUAUAUUUCGAGGUUGGACUUUAGCACAUUGGGCGCACCGAUUGGUGUCACCUUGUUGGUCAGUAUGUGUUACACCUGUGCUGGCUGUCAUCUCGUUAGUCAAAAGGGUUUUCACCUGUGCUGGCCCAGUGCUCCUGAUGGCUUGAGAGAUGUGGAGGGUUAACACCUUUAGUGUAUAUAUUUUAUUUUAUUUUCACUGUUUUUGUUUUGUUCCACUUUUUGGUUUGCAUCCAGUCUUUAAGUUUGGUGUGGGUUUUAAUUUAGUUUGCCGUUUUUUGGGCAAAUUUAAUGGCCGCUCAUGGUGAGUGUCUUUUAGGUCCCAGUUGUUGUUGCCAGACAACUUUCAGUGGACAACCCCAUGAGUGUCUUUCAGAACCCCUCCUAGAACCCCACCUGUUUUGUUUUGUUUUUUGUUCGUUCCCCCUUCUGUUGGAGACCCAAUUUUUGGUUUCUUGUUGGGGAAUAUAACAAAAUAGGGGCUCGUCCGAGAUCUUCAAGCCCAGGAGUAUGGUAGUUGCUCUAAUCUACUCUGAAGCUCUGCUUUGCCCAGAUGUUAGGGUGUUCAAAAGACACUUUUGUGGUAGAGUUUCUGUCACUGACAUCCACCCUGAGAGCUUUGAAGAAUCAUUUUGUAAAGUUGAACACAGGCUAAUAAAAAAGAAAGUUCAAAAAGCCAUGGACUUUAAGUUGAAAGCGUUUGUGGAAAACCCUACAUGGAAGAUGCUAGAACAAUGUACGAAGAAGAAUCUGCUCGUCAUUGCAAAGCAUUGUGACAUCAA
Molecule: messenger RNA, 3375 nt
Organism: Oncorhynchus masou masou (cherry salmon)
Lineage: Eukaryota; Metazoa; Chordata; Actinopteri; Salmoniformes; Salmonidae
Product: zinc finger protein 252-like
Exons: 6
Coding region: 153-1967 (604 amino acids)
Biological process (GO): regulation of transcription by RNA polymerase II
Molecular function (GO): DNA-binding transcription factor activity; RNA polymerase II cis-regulatory region sequence-specific DNA binding
Source: RefSeq, a predicted model, not a curated record